UGCUAUAAAUAAAAUGACACACCAUGAGAUUCCAAUCCAGUCAUUUCAAUUUAUUUUUUAUUAAAAAAUUUGCAGACACUUACAAUAGUAUCGGCAAGAUUCUGAAAUCCAGAUUCAAGCCUCUGUAUCUGUUCUGCGAUUCUCCGAGGAAGAAGUUCUUCUUGGUUAGUCUCUACGCCGCAUUGAAGAAGAAGAAUACCGAUUUGCGCGAAAGGGACUGUUUAAUUCUGGAACAAUACAACUGGUUUCUCGUACCGGAGCCGUCAGAUCAAUCAAUAGCUAUUUCCACAGCCGGCAACAAGUCGACCAUUAUGGAGCUGGAAGCUGGCAGGCAACUUCUGCGGAUUCACAGCCGCUCGGACUCCGGUCUAACGAUCAUUUCUUCGAACACGGAUUUCCGUCUUGGAGAUCGAGCAACUGUGCAACGGCUGAUGACCUCGGAAUCCGGCAGGACCGAGCAAACGUCGAAAAUAAUCAGCGACAACCUCUGCAGAGCUUAUCGAUCGUUUGGAACAAAGGAUUAUCCAGCAAUGCUGGAAAAUUUUUAUCGAAGCUACAUGCCCAGCUUGCAGUUUAUUCCGUCAAGAGAAAAUAAAAAUUUUCGAACGCUAAUACACAAUUCCUUCAUGGAAGAACAAAUUCGAUUGGUCAAGGAGACUGUUCCCGACGAAGAAGUCGAAGACACUCUUCACGCUUUGAGGGUAUUUUUUUUAAAUCCGCAUAUUAGAUCAGAAUACCUUGAUUUAUUGACAAAUCAGAAGACUAUUCGUGACCGUACGAUAAAGGAAACUUCAAAAAUAUGGUUCGACAUAUCACGCAACAGUGAAGAAGUUUUCGAUCAAGCAGCGACGACGAUUCAAUCCUUCCUCAAAAUGGUUAUCAUAAAGGGAUAUAAGCAACUUCAUAAUCCUGAUCACGUUCUGUACACGCAGACUCGAGAACGGCUCCUGAAGAUAUCCGAUCUAUUCGACUUAUCCCUCGCAAGUCGGUUACUGAGGAACGUCAUCAAUCGCCAUAGUAGCCUGCGCGAUCUGUAUCCUUGUUCCAAAGACUUCAUACACGUUUUGAAUAUUCAGGAGUGCAGAGAAGUUCUGAGAAACGUCAGGCACGAACAGUGGUUCCCGAUUGUCAGACUCGUCGUUAAUCCCAAACCCGGGGAGACGGUUCUCGCGGCCUUUGAGUUGCUGAUCGAUCUCCCUCGUUUCGCGCUGCGUGUCUUCAACAACCGAGAUGGACGCGAGUUGACGCGUCGCGUGAACCAUGUGAUUCCGGCUUAUUACGAGCAUCUUCCGGAUGGUUACACGGUGUUUGCUUACGGCUGGAGCGACAGGCAGCACUUUAAAGAGCUCGAUUGGACGAUUCGCGUGGUCACUAUGAAAGGUGACCCAAUGUUUCAUCAAUUGGGCGAACAGCGGCCUUUGUCCUUGGAGACCAAACCACCCAGACUGACGGUCGACGAGUUAGUCGGUACAUACAUCCCGAACGCGAGAAGUUGUAUCUCGCGGUGGACACUGCGAACAGCUGUGGAGAGAAGCAUCGUUUCGAUAAGAUUAACAGCUUCCUACAAUCUGACGGAGAUCAACGUAAAAGUUCUCGAUGAAGAUGACAAUAUUUUGGUUGACGUGGACGGUGGUUCGACGGUCUUGUUACCCUUGGUGAUCUUGAGGAGCGCCGCCGUAAAUGCUAAAGCGUACAAGACUGAAAAUGAGAAUCCAGAAAUUAAUAAAGAGUUAAAAAUGUCAGAGAAGAGAAAAAGUUUGUAUUACAUAGAGGCUUUUGUGCUCAACAACAGUUGGCCCCUCACAGAUGUCGAGUGGACAGUCGCGGGCCAAGCAAAGGUGAAGAGUGCGAGAGAUGUCACAGCGAAGACACAAUCUGGGAAAGCAUCAUCGAGUUCUGGCUUGUCAAUGAAAAAGGACACGAAACAGUUUGCGAAUGAAAGACAAGCUUUGGAACCGCCAUAUUGGAUUCUCCAGAUUGUCACUGAUGCUCGGGACGCUGUAGAGAUCUGCGAGGACAAAAGCAGAGAGCAAGAAAUUGUACUUCUGAAAGAGUCCUGGUGGUCGAAGGAUCCAAAUCGACUCGAAUGUGGAAAGAACUUGCGAGAAGCUUUUCUCAAUGCGCACGUCUCGAAAACAGAACCUGAUGCGUCGUCGAAUAGGAACAAGAUACAGCUGAAAUUAAUAGAGGACGAAGACACAGCGUUUUGUCUGUCGCACACAAGGCAAUAUAGAACCUUGAAACCACCAGAAUCUCACCGUCUAUCUGCUCUGGACCUAACGAGAUACAUGAGACGAGACGAGAUCGCGAAGCGUCGUUGGAUAAAGACGAAAAGCGACGAUGAAAUAUUCAAGAAUCAACAUACCGCCAGUAUCGUCGACAGUCAAACGAAUUAUUCCGGUUACUUGGAGAACUUGAGUGCACUAAUGAACAAGCAACUGCAGAGGUACGUUAAGCGCCUCGAGAAGAAGGAGGAGAAUUUCCGGCAGAGAAGAACUCUCGUGGGCGCUGCUUGCGAAACGAGAAAGAAUUAUAUUGAUAGUUUGAUAAUCGAGAAAGCGAAAAAUAAGACAAAAAGGAAAAAGAAUUGAGAAGAUCCCGUCUUAUAAAAUGAUACGAUAAUUGGUCGAUUACAUUUACGAGCACUGUGAUUUACUAAUUAUACACCCGCAAAUGACUAAGGUCUUAAAAAAUUUUAAUAACAUAAGCUGUAUCGAAUUAAUGAAUAAAUAUAAGAUAAAUUAAAUUACCGGCUGUUAUAGCAAGCAGAAACGCGCAACUUGCCGGCGAGAGCCGAACGAAGUGAUAUUUCAGUAGCUGCUACGUCGAGAGCGCUGUUCACUUGAGAGGCACACUCGCUUCGCGUUGAUGACUGUCCAGGAUCCACCUUUUAAUGACGCCUAUCUGGCCGUCCAAGAAAGAAGUAACGGCGAUUCGUCCCGCCCAUUUUUCAUCCGGGACCAGUCCACGCGGUCUAGCAGGAUUAUUAUGAAACUGCGAGAGGAGACGUCUACGAGAGAGGGUGAUCCAAGACGUACAGUGGACACGAUAAACGGUCUCGAGUACUGGCAACGUAUUUAUCCACCAUAAAAUUUCCCAUUGGUUCUGGUGAAUCAACAAACAAACCCACUUUCGAUUUCAGCCUCAAAUUGAAUGCUAAAUUUUGAUCUUAAUUUCGAUUCCCACUGUGAACUACAUUGUUAACAUUAUUUUCAAGAUCUACUUCAAUCUAAUUGCGAUCUGAGUUUCAAUUUUUGUCCCAUUGUCAGUUUGAUUAUAUUUUUUUACGUUUCAGCGAAGUCGCGCCUUCGGCUUGGUACAAUUCUUCAGUUCGAAUCAGUUUGAGUUUUAUCACUUCUCGAUUCGAAUAUUGCGACCAAUCGAGCCCGUCUAUUGUACACGCUAUACGCUGUAGUAGCUUACACGCUGAUUGCAGGUGCAGCUGCUACUGCAUUCAGGAUCGGCGUCAGCCCAGCUAGUAAUCACUGUCGAUCAUGUUUGUGUUAGGCGAUCUUGUCUGUCGCGCAGCGAAUUACAAUUACGGCGUAUCGCUGCAUCACGCACAAGUGCGUAUGUACUCGCGUUGAAUACUGUAUUCUGGGUAUUUAACCUGAGAACACAUAACUUGAGAACCGAUUUGAUUCCGCUGUUUCAAGCGCCGUGGAACUAUUUCGAAAAUUAGAAUAAGAGAUUAUUUAAACGAACCAGUAUAAUGCAGUAAAUAAGAAAUAUGACAAUAAGUAUAUUGAUAAAGGAAUUAACAUUUGUCACUAAAAUGUGGGACAAUUAUGGGCAAUACAUACGUAACAAAAAUAGUACAUAUAUUUAGAAAUAUUUUAUAACAGAAAGCUAAAAAUUCUUCCAGCAUAAAUGGAGAACGAUCCUCUAAUAUAAGAUAGGCUUCUAAUACGAGAUAGCGGAGUUGCGGGUAAAU
Molecule: messenger RNA, 3934 nt
Organism: Vollenhovia emeryi
Lineage: Eukaryota; Metazoa; Arthropoda; Insecta; Hymenoptera; Formicidae
Exons: 2
Coding region: 24-2591 (855 amino acids)
Source: RefSeq, a predicted model, not a curated record